Python bivittatus (Burmese python) is the source of this 2513-nucleotide messenger RNA. RefSeq names its product tetratricopeptide repeat domain 16 (gene TTC16). The record is from RefSeq and is a predicted model, not a curated record. Lineage: Eukaryota; Metazoa; Chordata; Lepidosauria; Squamata; Pythonidae. Gene Ontology annotation, molecular function: protein binding.
CCGACUUCGGCGGCACCGGCUUUGCCUCCUGGCUCAGUUAGUGUGACGUCAUCGGGCCUGUGGCCUAUCACGGAAGCCCUGUUUCUAGCAGCCGAUGGGAAGUUUGAGCCUGCGGAGCGGUUGACAUAGAAACCAGAGGACGCAGAUCGCGGAGUUGCGGAGGAGCGAUGGAGGAUGAAGAGGAGGUCGAGGAACCAAAAGCAAAGCCGGAGGUGAAGAUGACGACGAUCAUUUUGGGACUCUUCCCCACUGCUGUCACCGAAGAAAAACUUCACGAAGCCCGGGAAAAAUCCAUCACUCGUAUUUUUGGGCCUGCGAAGACUUUGCUGAAGGUUAAAAACCCCGAAAAAGUAGGGGAUUUUGAAGGCAUUUUGCAGAAGAAAAUAGAGGAGCACUGCCAAGAAGGUCACACAUACUUCUCCCAAGGGGAAUGGGAGAAAGCCAUCACUUGCUACACCAAAGCUCUGAAUCUGGAUCCUAACAAGGGCGAACUGUACGAGAAGAAAGCAGAAGCUUUUGUCCAGCUCUGCGACUUCCAGUCCGCUGCAGUGCACCUUCGGAAGGUCUAUUGUAUGACACCAAGGGAGGAUAUCCAAGCACGCCUGGCCUUCAUUUUAUACGUACAGGGCCAGUCUCUGUACGAGCAAAAGGUUUACCUGGACGCCCUCGAGUCCUUCACUCAUGCCUGCGAACUCCAGCCUCAGAACACACUUUAUCACAUGAGGAGCAUCGCCUGCCUGGCUGCGAUGAACCGAUUCAACGAUUGCCUUCAGAUGGUCAACGAAGAGGUUGAACGUGAGAAGAAGAACGCAGAUCUCUUUGUCCUGAGGGCUCGUCUCUAUGAAUACUUUGGGAAGGCUAGCCCCUGUUUCUGCAACAUCCAAGAGGCCCUCAGGCUGGACCCGGAGCACGUCGAGGCCCAGCUCUUGUUGGCGAAGCUGACGCAGGAAGCGGAGAGGUCCAAGGAUUGCGCCGUGACCUUGGCAGUCGGGUCAAACCUGAAAGCUGCUUUGCUGAAAAUCAACCGGGCCAUCGAUUACAAUCCCUUGGAUGCCAAGUACUUCCUCUUCAGAGGGAGCCUCCUGCGCAGGCUGAAAGACUUCAGUGCAGCCAUCGAUGACUACCUGAAAGCCGUGGAGCUGUGCCAAACCGAGGAAGCCGAUGAGGUGCGUCGGGAGGCCGAGAAGCAGGUGCUCCUGACCUACAAUGACUUUGCCGUCCACUGUUACCUCAAGGGCUGCUACGAAGAGGCGGUGCUGCUGCUGAACAAAGCCAUCAAAGGGGAGAAAAACGAGUGGGGUCUCUAUGUUAAUCGAGGGGACUGUUUUCUGAAACUGGGCCAGCUGAAUUUCGCUAUGGCAGAUUACGAACAGGCGUUAGAGCUGCGUCCUUUGGACCACAAACUGCGACAGCGCAUCGCUUGGUUAUACGACGAGGCUGGAUUGCAAGACUUCCGACACAAGCAGUACCUGCAGGCUGAAUCGAAUUUCUCUUCUGCCGUGGAGAACAAUCCUCGGGAAAUAAAGUAUUACCUGCACCGGGCGAAGAGUCGCAUGUUUCUGCAGGAGGUCUUGGGGGCCAAAGAAGACAUUAUCUGCGCCUUGCUGCUGGAUCCCACCAGGGACGAGGCCCAGACACUAACAUGCAACCUGUUUCCGGGGGAGAGCAUCGACUCACUCCUCAACAGCAAAGCUGGAGAUUUCGCCAAGAGCCUUCUGGACCAAAAGCUCAAAGCUUUCCCUGCCUACGAGGCCUUGCAGAGGCCUCUGAAACCGGCAGGAUCCGAAUCACCGAGCGACGUGUACGUUCAGAUUGAAGACCUACCGAAGGCAGAGGCGAAGGCAGAGGCGGCAACAGCAAAGGAGGAGGAAGAGGUUUCCGAAGAAAAGAAGCUGCAGAGGAGACUCGCUGACUGUCAGCAGAAGUCGAACCAGGCAGACCAAGAGCUGAAGGAAGCCCUCAAAAAGAAGCCGACGCUGGUGUCCAACACCGCCCGGGUGGACCCGUGCCCUUGCCUGCCCCCCAAGGAAUGCCCCAACGAGCCGUACUGCUGGAGAAAGUUCCGUGAAGGCAUCGGUCAUUUUUAGGCCUGUCCGAAGCAUCACCGCGGGACGGAAGGCUGUCCGCUUUUCUCCCAGACACGUUCUGCUUUUCUAGUGAGUAAAAAAAAUAGGAUUCAUCCUGCCAAACAGCUUGUCGUCCCUUCUCGCACAGCAUGCAUCUCGGACUGUUUAAAAUAACCCAAGAUCUGGGGUUGUUUUGCCAGAUUUCGCUUGGCUGAAGACGUUGCUUCUUUAACGUGGAAGGCUCCAAAACUUUGGAAACGGUGGGAUGAUGCCAUCCCCCCCUUGGGGGCUCUGGGUGACUUGGGGCAGGCCCACAGGGUAAAAGGUUCUGAGUGGGGCCGUCGGAACUAGCCCCAGGACAAACCUUUUCCCCGGUCGCUUCUUGCAUUUGCUAAGACCCUCAAAGAACGGGCAGAAAUCUCCAAGCGGAAACUUACUACUUGGAGU